Symbiodinium necroappetens is the source of this 834-nucleotide messenger RNA. The record is from the annotation of a GenBank genome assembly. NCBI's taxonomy places the organism in Eukaryota, Dinophyceae, Suessiales, Symbiodiniaceae.
AUGGCUGCACGGAGUGCUCAAAUUGAAUGCACUAAGUCCGUUAAGUGUUGCUUCGCCAAAUGCCUCCGUCUCCGUGCCAGGCUGCAUGUCAAAGGCAAGCGAUGUAUCUUCGGCCAUGGCGUUCAACCUGGAGAAAUACGCUUGCACCAGAAUCUUCACCAUCCGAAUAUCGUGGAGUUGAUCGAUACUUUUCACGACGACAGCAGCAAGAUGGUGUCCCUGGUUCUGGAGUUCUGCAAAGGUGGAGACCUGUUGGAAGUGAUGUCACGCCAUCGUGAAAAGAACAGCAAAGGACUCAGAGAAUCUGCGACACGAAGGGCCAUGAAGCACACGUUUCAAGCGCUGGCCUACCUUCACGAACAAGGCGUGGUGCAUCGAGACGUGAAGUGUGAGAAUGUGUUCAAAGUUGAGGCGCCCAAUACCGUCGACCUGGAGGAUUGUACGUACAAGCUGGGUGAUUUCGGCCUUGCUGCGUGCGUGAUGCCUGACGAGGUGUUGAUGGACCAGGUGGGCUCUCCUUCGACUUCAGCUCCGGAAGUCGUGCGAGGGCGCCCCUAUGGCAAGCCGGCCGACAUGUGGUCUGCAGGAGCUGCAAUCUACACGCUCCUUGCGGGCAGGAGGCCCUUUGAAGCUUCCAGCUACAUGCAGAUGGUGAGGGUCAUGAGCAAGGUCGAGGUGUCCUUCAGCGACGACACCUGGUCUCGAACCUCGAAGGCUGCAGUCGAUCUCUUGGGCGAGUUGAUGCAGGAAGCGCCGGAGAAACGGCCUUCAUCUUGCAACAUUCUGAAGCAUCCGUGGUGCCAACGAGAACAUCGUGCAUGCACAACCUCCUAA